CGGUGCGAGGGGCCGGAAGUUGUGGCCCGGCUGUGUCAACCCAGGGGCUGCCGGCUGAAGGUGCUGCUAAGACCGCUACCAUGGGCGGGAAGAACAAGCAGAGGACUAAGGGGAACCUGAGGCCUUCAAACAGUGGCCGAGCUGCAGAACUCCUUGCCAAGGAACAGGGAACGGUGCCUGGAUUUAUUGGUUUUGGAACAUCUCACAGUGACCUAGGCUAUGUUCCUGCUAUUCAAGGAGCUGAAGAAAUAGACAGUCUUGUGGAUUCUGAUUUCCGAAUGGUGCUGCGGAAACUUUCUAAGAAAGAUGUCACAACAAAACUAAAAGCAAUGCAGGAAUUUGGUACCAUGUGUACAGAGAGAGAUACGGAAAUUGUAAAAGGUGUUCUUCCAUACUGGCCAAGAAUUUUCUGCAAAAUUUCACUUGAUCAUGACCGCCGGGUUCGAGAAGCCACACAGCAAGCUUUUGAAAAACUUAUCCUGAAAGUAAAGAAACACUUGGCUCCUUAUUUGAAAAGUGUAAUGGGCUAUUGGCUCAUGGCUCAGUGUGACACUUAUACACCAGCUGCCUCUGCAGCAAAAGAUGCCUUUGAAGCAGCUUUCCCUCCGAGCAAGCAACCUGAAGCCAUAGCAUUUUGUAAGGAUGAAAUUACAAGUGUGCUGCAGGAUCAUCUUAUAAAAGAAACUCCUGAUACACUCAGUGACCCACAAACUGUUCCAGAGGAAGAGAGAGAAGCUAAAUUCUAUCGAGUUGUAACUUGUUCCUUAUUGGCAUUAAAGAAAUUGCUUUGCCUCUUACCUGAUAAUGAGCUUGAUUCUCUGGAGGAGAAAUUCAAGUCUCUUUUAUCACAGAAUAAGUUUUGGAAGUAUGGAAAACACAGUAUACCUCAGAUCCGCUCAGCUUAUUUUGAGUUAGUUUCUGCUUUGUGCCAGCGUAUUCCACAGUUGAUGAAAGAUGAAGCAUCCAAAGUGAGCCCCUCUGUUCUUCUUAGUAUUGAUGACAGUGACCCCGUUGUAUGCCCAGCUCUCUGGGAGGCUGUGCUUUAUACACUUACAACUAUUGAGGACUGUUGGCUUCACGUAAAUGCAAAAAAAAGUGUGUUUCCCAAACUGUCAGCUAUGGUUCGUGAAGGAGGUCGGGGUCUGGCUACUGUCAUAUAUCCUUAUCUUCUGCCAUUUAUCAGCAAACUCCCUCAGUCCAUUACAGAUCCAAAGUUGGAUUUCUUCAAAAAUUUUCUUACCUCCCUAGUUGCAGGGCUCUCAACAGAAAGAACAAAAACCAGCGUUUCAGAAUGCUCAGCAAUAAUAUCUGCAUUUUUUGAAUGCUUACGUUUUAUAAUGCAACAAAACUUAGGUGAGGAAGAGAUAGAAGACAUGCUCGUCAAUGAUCAGUUGAUUCCUUUUAUUGAUGAAGUUCUCAAAGACCCAAGAUUACAGGAUGGGCAGCUGUUUAACCAUUUGGCAGACACUUUAAGUUCAUGGGAAGCCAAAGCAGAUUUGGAAAAAGAUGAUAAAAUAGCUCACAAUUUGGAGAAAGUGCUACUGAAUUUCUGGGAAAGAUUGUCAGAGAUCUGUGUUGAGAAAAUCAGUGAGCCAGAAGCCAAUGUUAAGUCAGUUUUGGGUAUUUCUGACCUAUUACAGAUCCUUCAAAAGCCAAAGAGCUCCUUGAAGUUAAAUAGAAAAAAAGUUGGAAAGGUUAGAUUUGCUGAUGAGAUGCCCGAAAGUAAUAAAGAGAAUGAAAAAUGUGUCUCCUCAGAAGGAGAGAAUAGUGAAGGCUCUGAAUUAAUGGCUGAACCUUCUCUAACUCAGAAUUGCUCGGACCUUAUAUCUCCGCUAAGGAAAAAGCCUUUGGAAGACUUAGUCUGUAAACUAGCAGAGAUGAGUAUUAAUUAUGUCAAUGAACAAAAGUCGGAGCAACAUCUAAGGUUUCUUUCCACUCUGCUCAACUCCUUCUCUUCAAGCCAAGUAUUUAAAGUGCUACUAGGAGAUGAAAAACAGAAUAUUGUUAAAUCCAAACCUCUUGAAAUAGCCAGACUUGCACAAAAAAAUCCCGCAGUACAGUUUUUAUACCAGAAAAUAAUAGGUUGGCUAAAUGAAGAUCAAAGGAAGGAUGCCGGUUUCUUGGUGGACAUUUUGUACAGUGCCCUCCGUUGCUGUGAUAGUGAUUUGGAAAGAAAAGCUGUCUUGGAUGAUCUCAUUGAGGUGGAUCUAAAAUGGAAUUCUAUUCUUCAGGUCAUUGAAAAGGCAUGUUCUAGUGCAGAUAAACAUGCGUUAGUAACUUCUUGGCUAAAAGGAGAUAUCCUUGGAGAGAAAUUGGUAACCUUGGCAGAUCAUCUUUGUAAUAAGGACUUGGAACCCACGGUAUCCUCUGAACCUUGCUUCUCAGAAAGAUGGACUCUCUUAAGCUUGGUAUUAUCCCAACAUGUUAAAAAUGAUUACUUGAUUGGAGAAGUAUAUGUUGAAAGAAUUAUUGUUAAACUUCAUGAAACUUUAUCCAAAGCAAAGAAAUUGUCAGAAGCUGAAAAUAAUGACUCAUCAGUGUCUUUUAUCUGUGAUGUGGCCUAUAACUAUUUCAGCUCAGCAAAAGGAUGCUUGCUAAUGUCAUCCUCUGAAGAUUUAUUAUUAACUCUCUUUCAGUUAUGUGCUGAGAGCAAAGAAAAAACACAUUUGCCAGACUUUCUUAUCUGUAAACUGAAAAAUACUUGGCUCUCUGGUGUGAAUUUAUUGGUCCAUCAAACUGGCGACACAUACAAACAGAGUACCUUCUUACGUUUAUCUGCUCAGUGGCUGAAGAACCAAGUUCAAUCUUCAUCUUUGGAUAUCACAAGUCUUCAGGUCCUCUUGUCUGCUGUUGAUGAUUUGCUCAAUGCGCUUUUAGAGAGUGAAGAUACUUAUCUUCUCAGAGUUUAUAUUGGAAGUGUAAUGCCAGACAACAGUGAAUGGGAAAAGAUGAGGCAGUCUCUCCCUAUGCAGUGGUUGCAUCGACCUCUUUUAGAAGGAAGACUGAGUUUGAAUUAUGAGUGUUUCAAAACUGAUUUUGAAGAACAAAAUACAAAGAAACUUCCCAGCCAUUUGUGUACUUCAGCGUUAUUAAGCAAAAUGAUAUUAGUUGCACUGAAAAAGGAAAUAGUUCUAGAGAAUAAUGAGCUUGAGAAAAUAAUUGCAGAACUGCUCUAUUCAUUGCAGUGGUAUGAAGAAUUAGACAAUCCACCUAUUUUUCUAACUGGAUUUUGUGAAAUGCUUCAAAAAAUGAACAUUACGUAUGAUAACUUAUGUGGACUUGGUAAUACUUCUGGCCUUUUGCAGCUGUUAUUUAACAGAUCCAGGGAAAAUGGCACCCUUUGGUCUCUUAUUAUUGCUAAGUUGAUCCUUUCCCGAAGUGUUUCAUCUGAUGAAGUAAAACGGCACUAUAGGAGAAAAGAAGGUUUUUUCCCACUAACAGAAGGUAAUAUGCAUACCAUUCAGAGUCUCUGUCCAUUUUUGCCAAAAGAAGACAAGAAAGAAUUCAUUGCUCAAUGUAUACCUGCCCUUUUGGCUUGGACCAAGGAAGAUGUUUGCAGUAUUAAUGGAGGUUUUGGACAUCUUGCCAUUUUCAAUUCGUGUCUGCAAACUAAAAGCAUAGAUGAUGGAGAACUAUUACAUGGUAUAUUAAAAAUUCUGAUAACCUGGAAGAAAGACCAUGAGGAUAUUUUUCUUUUCAGUUGUAAUCUGUCAGAAGUAAGCCCAGAGAUACUGGGUGUAAAUAUAGAAAUAAUCCGAUUCCUAUCCCUGUUUCUGAAAUACUGCUCAUCUCCUUUGGCAGAGAGUGAAUGGGACUUUAUCAUGUGCUCCAUGUUGGCUUGGUUGGAGACAACAAAUGAGAAUCAGGCAUUGUAUUCGGUUCCACUUGUGCAACUGUUUGCCUGUGUCAGCUGUGAUUUGGCCUGUGAACUCAGCGCUUUUUUUGAUUCCACAACACCGGAUACCACUGGCAGUCUUCCUGUAAAUCUAAUCAGUGAAUGGAAAGAAUUUUUUUCUCAAGGCAUCCACAGUUUGCUUUUACCUCUUUUGGUGACUUUUACAGAUGAAAGCAAAGAUACAUCUGAAACAUCGUUUCAGAAUGCGAUGCUGAAGCCCAUGUGUGAAACAUUAACCUAUAUCCCAAAGGAUCAACUGCUGAGUCAAAAGCUCCCUGCGAGAUUGAUUGCUGGCCAGAAAACAAACUUGCCAGAAUAUCUCCAGAAUUUGUUAAAUACAUUAGCCCCAUUACUCCUUUACAGAGCUCGGCCUGUGCAAAUUGCUGUUUAUCAUAUGCUAUACAAAUUGAUGCCUGAAUUCCCACAGUAUGAUCAGGAUAAUCUAAAAUCAUACGGAGAUGAAGAAGAAGAACCAGCCUUGUCACCACCAGCAGCACUGAUGUCUCUUCUUAGUACUCAAGAAGACUUACUAGAAAAUGUCUUGGGGUGUAUUCCUGUUGGACAGAUAGUUACUAUUAAGCCUCUGAGUGAAGACUUCUGCUAUGUUCUGGGAUACCUCCUCACUUGGAAAUUAAUUCUUACUUUCUUCAAAGCUGCUUCGUCUCAGCUUCGAGCUCUGUAUUCAAUGUACCUUCGAAAAACAAAAAGUUUGAAUAAACUGCUCUAUCAUCUGUUCAGGCUUAUGCCCGAAAACCCAACCUUUUCAGAGACAGCUAUUGAGCUCUCCAAUAAGGACCCUAAAACAUUCUUUACAGAAGAGCUCCAGUUGAGUAUUAGAGAUACCUCAACUCUUCCCUACCAUAUCCCACACUUGGCUUGUUCAGUCUAUCAUAUGACACUGAAAGACUUGCCUGCCAUGGUUAGGCUAUGGUGGAAUAGUAGUGAGAAACGUGUUUUCAAUAUUGUAGAUAGAUUUACGAGCAAGUAUGUUAGCAAUGUUCUUUCUUUUCAAGAAAUAUCUUCUGUGCAAACAAGUACACAGCUAUUUAAUGGCAUGACGGUUAAAGCGCGAGCUACUACUCGGGAAGUCAUGGCCACUUAUACUAUUGAGGACAUAGUUAUUGAACUUAUAAUACAGCUGCCUUCGAAUUACCCAUUGGGUUCAAUAACAGUAGAAAGUGGGAAAAGAGUUGGCGUGGCUGUUCAGCAGUGGCGGAACUGGAUGCUACAGCUAAGCACUUACCUCACCCACCAGAAUGGAAGUAUUAUGGAAGGCUUAGCAUUGUGGAAAAAUAAUGUAGACAAACGUUUUGAGGGUGUUGAAGAUUGCAUGAUCUGUUUCUCGGUCAUUCACGGCUUCAACUAUUCUCUUCCCAAAAAAGCCUGUAGGACAUGCAAGAAAAAGUUCCAUUCAGCCUGCUUGUACAAAUGGUUCACGUCUAGCAACAAAUCCACUUGUCCACUCUGUCGUGAGACCUUUUUCUGAGGUUUGUUUGUUUUUGUUUUUGUUUUUUCACAUUGGAAAUGAUCCUGAAGUAAAUCAGGCAAAGACAGUGGAUUUGGAUUCAUCUUCAAGUGUUGAUUUGAGGAGGCGAGUGAGCAUUACUUUCGAAUAAGACCUUAUCUGGAAAAUUAUUUUGAUUAAUGUAAUGAUCCUAAAAUCAGGUUUACUUACCUUUAGAUUGCUUUGUAAAUGUUUGGAAACGUUUUCUUUUACAUAAGAAAAUUACAUAUUGGAGAGAAAAUAUUUAUAUUAAUAGUUUAAUCUCUUUGUAUAUUUAAAAAUAAAUAUGGAAAAACCCUAAAUUACAGAAUUGGAAUUUGUGAACGCAUUGUACAACUGUAUUAUACCGAUAAACCCAGUUUGUUAAUCUGUGUUUUAGAACAGUCCAAGUGAGGCAAAUGAAUUGAGAGAAUUGAUUUACACCUACAACAAAUAUUUUAAGACUUAUUUGUUAGUUAUGACACAAAAUUAAUUAGUAUACUGAUAUUUGUAGAUUAUUUUAAUGAUAAAAUGACAUUAAGCUAUUAAUAUAGCUUAUCUUAAGCUAUUUAAAGCAUGCUCUGAAAUCCUAUAUAUAAAAGUAUAAACUGAACUUUAAGGUGCCUCCAUUUAUCAAGGGUUAUGAAAUUCAGAAAAUUAAAUUCAUGACACUGACCUUUUACUGUAAGAGAAGAAUUUCCUUGUGAAUUGCAGACUUGUCAGUGAAUUUAUUAUUCAGUUGGAAUGAGUCUCCAGGGGGUAAGAAUUUGAAAGAAAUAGGAAUUAGAUUAUUUUAGUCAUGAAGCAGAGUAGUAAUUUCUCUGUCAGGAGCAAAGAAAUAAAUGAGUUAUUUCUGAAACUUAAGGGUGUUGGAAAAACAAAGGAUGUGAAAAUGUUGUAGGAGGCUUUCAAUUUUGUAAGCAAAUUUUGCUCUUCUUACUGGUCAGAGUUACGCUAAAUUAGAGAUUUGGGGGAGCUAAUUUUUUUCUAGCCUUCAGAAAUGCAAGUUAAGAAUUUUGAUACUAAGUAAAAUUCAGUACAACAUGCUGAAGUGGCAUUAAGUGAAAAACUGCCUUUUGUCACAGAGCUAUUGCCCUUAAAAAUUGUGCCCAAAGAAUGAAAGUGUGGAAGUUUGGAACUGGGAAUGAUUUUAUUGCAGUCUUCCAUUACAUGGAAAAUAUUAGCAUAUCUAAGAGCAAGGUUACUUGAAGGAUCAGCUGAUCAUCUCUGUUGGAAAUGUUUGAUUGGCCAAGAGCAACUCAUGUUAAAUAAAAGUACUGCUUACCAUCAA
This is a messenger RNA of Phacochoerus africanus (Common warthog), 6669 nucleotides long. RefSeq names its product listerin E3 ubiquitin protein ligase 1 (gene LTN1). The coding region runs from base 81 to 5381 and encodes 1766 amino acids. Gene Ontology annotation, molecular function: zinc ion binding; ribosomal large subunit binding; ubiquitin protein ligase activity. Gene Ontology annotation, cellular component: cytosol; RQC complex. Gene Ontology annotation, biological process: ribosome-associated ubiquitin-dependent protein catabolic process; rescue of stalled cytosolic ribosome. The record is from RefSeq and is a predicted model, not a curated record. The transcript is spliced from 30 exons. Lineage: Eukaryota; Metazoa; Chordata; Mammalia; Artiodactyla; Suidae.